Messenger RNA from Physella acuta, 1158 nucleotides. RefSeq names its product neuropeptide FF receptor 2-like. Gene Ontology annotation, molecular function: G protein-coupled peptide receptor activity. NCBI's taxonomy places the organism in Eukaryota, Metazoa, Mollusca, Gastropoda, Physidae. The record is from RefSeq and is a predicted model, not a curated record. Gene Ontology annotation, biological process: G protein-coupled receptor signaling pathway. Gene Ontology annotation, cellular component: membrane.
AUGAAUUCUCAAAUAGACUUAACAACUAGCAAGAAUAUUGAAAACUGGCUUCAGAACAGAAGUGCUACAGUCAAAACUGUAAAAGACGUACUGGUAUCAAAUUCAACGUUAUCUGUUGUAGAAUACGUCAUCAAUGGAUGGUUUGACCUCGUCCUGUGUCUUAUUGGAACAGUCACCAACAUCAUCGAAAUAUACGUGUUCAGUAAACUCGGUUUCAAGGAAACUGUCAACAUUUCCAUGACGUUCAUUGCAUUCUGGGAUCUCAUCCGUAUCACUUCUGGAGGUGGCCACAGACUCUAUGCACCCGUGUCGUUGAUUUCACCAAGUUUUGGAAAAACCUGGCAAACGUUUACUCUGAUGAAUUUACAUUAUUUGCACAUCAUAUCCAGUAACGUGUCUUACGUACUGGGCGCCUACGUGGCUGUUGAAAGAUGUCUUUGUGUGAGCGUCCCAUUCAAAGUGAAGAGUAUUUUAACACCCAAACUUACGACCACAGUAUGUGCAAUUCUAUCAUUUGUCGUGUUUAGUACAUUUGUACCCAUAUUUUUAGUAUUCGAACCUAUAUGGAUUUAUAGCGAACAAAGCAAUAGUUCAAUAAUGAUCUACAAGUACACCGAAUUUUAUAAAACUUACGGUGAAAAAUACCAAGACGCAAAUCAAACUUUAGGGGCCGUUUAUCCCAGUUUCAGUUUGAUCACAAUGAUAUUCAGUACAAUAAUCAUCUCCUUCUAUCUAAACAAAACAUCAAAAACUAGAUAUGGCCUUACGCGAACAAACCCAAAGACGACUAAACAGCAAACCAUGAGCAGGAAAGAGAAACAGGUUGUAAAAAUGUUACUGGUGAUUAUCAACAUCUACAUCGUCAACAUCAUGCCUCGAGUCUUGGGCUGUCUGGCGAUGUUGAUUGAACCCGAGUUCUACAUUUUCAGGUUCUAUAACAACUUGUUCUGGGUUAUCAUGUACACAGUUUUUGCCCUUGAUUUUUUAAACUCUUCUGUUCAUCUUUUUGUAUUUUAUUUUAUGAGCUCCAAGUUCAGAAACAUGUUUCACCGUAUAUUUAUAACUAACAAUGAAUGCAAAAAGGAGCAUAUGUCUGAUUAUUCCAGUCAUCAUGAUUUGAAUUCAAUACAACAUAAAUUGUUAAGUACUAGAAUUUAA